Morone saxatilis (striped sea-bass) is the source of this 1374-nucleotide messenger RNA. RefSeq names its product chemokine (C-C motif) ligand 44 (gene ccl44). Gene Ontology annotation, biological process: cellular response to tumor necrosis factor; lymphocyte chemotaxis; neutrophil chemotaxis. Bases 84 to 461 code for a protein of 125 amino acids. Gene Ontology annotation, cellular component: extracellular region. The transcript has 5 exons. Lineage: Eukaryota; Metazoa; Chordata; Actinopteri; Moronidae. Gene Ontology annotation, molecular function: CCR chemokine receptor binding; chemokine activity. The record is from RefSeq and is a predicted model, not a curated record.
UAAUAUAAGAGAGGCAGCCAUAGAGGGAGAGGUGACAGAGUAGAUUAUCCUCCUCUCCUCUCCUCCUCUCUGCCAGCCUCAUCAUGUUCAUGCUGCAGAUGUUGACUGUUAUCUCUCUGACUGUUAUUCUCCUAGCAUCUGUGGAAGGUAAAGGCGUGCAGAUGCAAAGGGAUGUCCAGUGCUGCAUGUUGUACUCCCAGGGCAAGGUGCGUACCAAAGAUGUGUUGCGGUUUGAGGUGCAGACGGAGGGGCCCGAUUGCAGUAUACAAGCCAUCAUUCUUUACACGAAGAAGGCAGUAAAAUGCGCAGACCCCAGAGACCGCAAGGUGAAGAGGUUGCUGAGAAAGCUCAUGAGACAGAGAAGAAAGGACCACCGAACCAUGUGGCUCCUUCCUCAUGACAACCUGCCCGUCAUGUCAGAGGACAAAAAAGAUAAUUGGGCAGUUCUUAAUGUGGAGUGAUGGAGCGCCAUCAAAUAUGGAGGAAAUCUCAUAGUCACAAGCCAAGUAAACUUUCAGCAGCUUGUCAUCUUUUCACGGCGAAGUUUGCUGACUCUCCAGUCGUCUCGUGUCUCUCUCUAUCUACACUAUCUGUCUCCCUGGGACCUGACCUGGGCAGCAAUACAUAUUUAAAUGGCUUUAGAUAUUUAAACAUGAACUGUGCUUGAAAUAUGCCCAAACACGUGGCUGGAAAGGUAUCAACAGAGGAGUAUUUACUUGUAAGAUAAGUUGAGUUGAGUUUUUUUUUUUUUUUAAAUGGCUCAUACUGUUAUUUGCCAGAGUCUGCCUGGAAGUGUCUCCCUCUACAACAUUACUACUCUGAUGUGAAAUCAGUGAAAAAGAGGUAAUUAAACAAACGAUAAACGAGCAUUGAUAUUAAUAUUGUAUAUCAGCAAGAUACUCUAUGCUUAUUUGUGACUUGUAUACCUUCAGUGAUGUGUAAUGACACUUCACACAGUGUAGGCUUUGACCUGAUAUAUUUGACUGUUAGACGGGUGAAAUCACAGCGGGAUCAGAGAGAUUUCACCUGGAUACAACUUCCUAUGUCACAUAAAGAGCAAAUGUUCCUGAUAUUUUGUCCACUCUGUAUAUUGACUGUUUGUAAUCUCAGUAUGAAAUCAAUCUUUUAAAAUGAGGCCCUCAGGCAUCUACCAGAGAUUUAAAUAUCUACGCAUUUGCAGUUUACAUUUAUCUUUUUCACCAAUAGUCCGUCACUAAACUAUGCCAAAGUAUUCAUGAUUCAAUUCACCACAUGGCAAGGCUGUUACAACUUAGAGGGCUCAAUUGUGUGGCAAACACACAAGUAUUGUAUUGUAGAAGAAUGCACUGUAUGUUAAAACACAGUAUCUCAAGUGAACUAUUUUAUAAAUUAAUC